Molecule: messenger RNA, 512 nt
Organism: Metschnikowia bicuspidata var. bicuspidata NRRL YB-4993
Lineage: Eukaryota; Fungi; Ascomycota; Pichiomycetes; Serinales; Metschnikowiaceae
Exons: 1
Coding region: 21-404 (127 amino acids)
Source: RefSeq, a predicted model, not a curated record
CUCUUCUCUUCUAAAUAUCAAUGAGAUUCUCCACCAUCCUCGCCUUCGGCUUUGCUGCUCUUGCCUCUGCUUCUCCUAUUGAGAAGAGAGCCACCCCCGAUGCUGAAGUGCACGGAGUCAUCAAUGCAGAAGUUAUGGGUGCCCUUAAUUCCUUGAUUGAAACCGUUCAGGAAGGAUCUGAUAUUAUUCUGCACCAAUAUAAAUUAGAGCGAAGAGAAAAAGCCACCGGGGAUUCAAAGAGAUUUGCUCAAAGGUCUGAGUCUGAAAUGCAAGAGCUUUCAAAAAGAGGCUUUGAGUCUUUUCUACUUUCAUUUGCUGGAAACAUUUUGCACAAGUUGCUUGACAUUAGUGGUGUCACCGGUGUCAGCUUUGUUGACAAAGUUCUAGAAAUUUUCGGAGUUUGAGCUGAGGUCCUAUAGGCUAAGUUUGAUUUUCCCUUCUUUAGAAUUGUUUGCGGGGAGGGAAGUUUGUAUCAGUUUAUACAUGUUUAUGAAUUGAAUAUCAAAAUGAAU